ACACUGUUCAACCUUCCUUCCUUCUUGGCUUUGCUGACUAAACUCACGUGCAGCGAUCUUUACUUUACUUGGAGGUCGGAGCUAAUAAAUUAAUAACUCCGCCUCUAGCCUCUAGCCUCUAGCCCUCUACUGCGUCUGUGUCUGUAUUCCUUAUCUCGCCCAAAAUUUAACCGUUGGAGGUGGACACGCGUCUCUUCGCCAAACCACCUGUCCUCGUCAUCUUCCUUUGGAUCCUCCCCGGCCUUAGUAUUCCCCUUGUUUUCUUGGUCGAUUAAAAUCAAUAUCCAAAAUAUAAAUUACACAUCAUCUCCCCCCUCCCUCUCUCUCUCUCUCUCUCUAAUGAUCGAUUCUCCUACUGUGCAAAAGAACCGUGGAAUUUCAAGACAAGAAAACCCUUGUGUUACGUAAUGGAUCAUUGGGACGAAUAACAAUGUUGGUGUUGUUUUUGAAGGACUUCUUUUCCGGCGUCGUCUGCCUCUACUUGCUUCUUUUUCUGGGUUUUUCCGGCGAUGGAGUUGACGGCCAAACAACGGCAUUCGACUUUGGAACGUUAACUCUGAGUAGUCUAAAACUUCUAGGAGAUGCCCAUUUGAACAAUGGAAGCGUACGUCUAACUCGCGAUCUGCCCGUCCCCAAUUCCGGCGCAGGGAGGGUCCUCUACGCUAAGCCCGUCAGGUUCCGUCAGCCGGGGACUCAUUCUCUGGCUUCUUUCUCGACUUUCUUCUCAUUCUCGGUUAAUAAUCUCAACCCAUCUUCCAUCGGUGGGGGACUUGCCUUUCUAAUCUCACCGGACGAUGAGACGGUCGGCGACGCUGGUGGGUUUCUUGGCCUAGUUGGAAGGAGUGGGUUCGUUGCCGUUGAAUUUGACACGCUGAUGGACGUGGAAUUCAAGGACAUUAACGGGAACCAUGUUGGCGUGGAUCUAAACAGCUUGGUUUCUUUUCAGGUGGGCGAUUUGGGUGCAGUCAAUGUGGAACUGAAGAGCGGAGAUCUCGUGAAUGCUUGGAUUGAUUAUGAUGGGUCCACUCACUUGUUUAAUGUCUCUGUUUCUUACUCAAAUCUCCGUCCAACCGAUCCCCUUUUGUCAUUCACUCUCGAUUUGUAUCGGUUCGUGAACGAUUUCAUGUUCGUGGGUUUCUCUGGUUCGACUCAGGGGAGUACUGAGAUUCACAGCAUCGAAUGGUGGAGCUUUAGUUCCUCGUUCGAUGGAGCUUCGCCUACUGGCUCAUCUCCUCCACCUCCAACGCUUACUUCCAUAACCCCGAUGGCUAGUUCUAUGAUCCCAACGGCUAACACGUCCAACCCAUCAACUCCUUCUUCAGCUCCUACUGGUUCUGCUACCGACGCCCAGAACCCAGAAAAGAUGAGCAAGUCAUCCUGUCAUAACCAGCUGUGUAAGCAAAGACCCGGCGCGGUUGCAGGGGUGGUAACAGCUGGAGCAUUUUUUCUCGCAGUUUUUGCUGGUGCUCUCAUCUGGUUAUUCUCCAAAAAGUUCAAAUCGAUCAAAAAAACCGAGUCUCUUGCGCCAGAUAUCAUUAAGACCCCAAAAGAGUUUAGUUACAGAGAGCUGAAGUUGGCCACAAAGGGCUUCAAUUCGUCCAGAAUCAUAGGCCAUGGCGCAUUCGGGACCGUGUACAAGGGCAUAAUCCCGGACACCGGUGAGCUGGUGGCUGUGAAGAGAUGUAGUCAAGGAGGAGGUCAGGGCAAGACUGAAUUUCUAUCGGAGCUUUCCAUAAUAGGGACUCUACGGCACCGGAACCUCGUCCGGCUCCAAGGAUGGUGCCAAGAGAAGGGAGAAAUCCUACUAAUCUACGAUUUCAUGCCCAAUGGAAGUCUCGAUAAGGCUUUGUUCGAAGCGAUGUCCCCCCUUCCAUGGCACCAUAGGCGUAAAAUCUUAACUGGCGUCGCCUCUGCUCUGGCCUAUUUGCAUCAAGAAUGUGAAAACCAGGUAAUUCACAGGGAUGUGAAGACUAGCAACAUAAUGCUGGACCAAGGGUUCAAUGCCAGGCUGGGGGAUUUUGGUUUAGCAAGGCAGGUGGAGCACGACAAGUCCCCCGAUGCGACAGUCACGGCGGGAACAAUGGGGUACUUGGCUCCCGAGUAUCUCCUCACGGGGAGAGCUACGGAGAAGACUGACGUUUUCAGCUUUGGGGCUGUUGUUCUGGAGGUGGCGAGUGGGAGGCGACCCAUAGAGAAAGAGACCACCGGGGUCGGAAAAGUUGUUGGGGUGAGUAGUAAUUUGGUGGAGUGGGUGUGGAGUUUGCACAGAGAAGGGAGGUUACUAGGAGCAGCGGACGUGAGGCUUGGUGGUGAGUUUGAUGAGGGAGAGAUGGUGAGGGUGCUGUUGGUCGGGCUUGCUUGUUCACAUCCUGACCCAUUGGUUAGGCCAACAAUGAGAGCUGUGGUUCAGAUGCUUGUGGGCGAGGCUGAAGUGCCCAUUGUCCCAAGAACAAAGCCUUCCAUGAGUUUCAGCACAUCCCAGCUACUGAUGAGCUUACAGGAUAGUGUAUCUGAUUGCAAUGGGAUGAUAACCCUAUCCACCUCCUCCUGCUCCUCGAAUCGAAGCUUCAAUGGUGGUGGAAUAGUGUGAUUUUUUAUUCCAUCAUCAUUUAAUUUGUUGAUCAUCAAUGUUUUAGUUUUUUCUUUUUUCUUUUUACCCUCUACUAAUGUAAAUUCAUUUGAUUUGUAUGUAAACCAAAUAAAAUGGAGAGCUGAGAUAUUUAGGUGACGUACGGAUGAUAAUGCUGAGGCAAUAUUAAGUCCUC
Messenger RNA from Nelumbo nucifera (sacred lotus), 2765 nucleotides. Its product is annotated as L-type lectin-domain containing receptor kinase VIII.1. Gene Ontology annotation, biological process: protein phosphorylation. Gene Ontology annotation, molecular function: protein kinase activity; ATP binding; carbohydrate binding. The record is from RefSeq and is a predicted model, not a curated record. NCBI's taxonomy places the organism in Eukaryota, Viridiplantae, Streptophyta, Magnoliopsida, Proteales, Nelumbonaceae.